AUGCUAGACUAUCAUCACGUGGCUGGUUAUGAAGGUGGAAUCGUUGCCUUAGAUGAGACCAGGCUUGUUCGACUUCCACCUACCGAAGAUAUUGAUUCAAAUACUAGGCCAGGAAUUGCUGAACACGAGGUGCAAGAAGAUGAAGACCACUCCACUUCGUCGGAUGUGGUUAUAUACUGUAGAGAAGAAAGAACUGGACCCGCAUUAUUGUCACCUGAGCCCGUGGCACCUGCAGUUACACCUGGAAAUGAUGGUUCCUUAGCAGAGGUUAUAAGUUGUAGAAGAGAAGGUGUGUCAGGAAUGGAUGCUCAAAUGACCAAUGUUGAACCGUCAGUACAUGAAUCAAGCAGUGACAGAAGUGAAGACACGGCAGAUGAAAAAAGCUGCAUUGACGAACAUAACAUCGGAACAGCACAGAAGAACACGGAUGCCAUGUUUCACAGAUCGGAAGAGAGUGAACACAAUUCUUCCCAUGAAGGCACAAGCGACAGUGACGAUGUCUCUGAAAAUGAAGACAUAUGUGAUUUAAAUGAAAACCAAAUAGAAAGGUUUAAACGUCUGGAAUCUAAACUAAAUGGGUUUACCAGGCGAAAAAGACAUUUUUCGGAAGGAGACGCACAGGGAUUGGUUGAAUCAUCACAAUGGUCUUCACGUUUUAGAUACACCCUUGAGAUUUCUUCAGAAAGACUGAUUGGAAGAAGAAGAUGUUAUUCGGAAGGUGAUGCCGGAACAACGUCUCAUAAAUGCAGAAGCAGCCUUGACAGAUACCAUUCCGGAUAUGAGUUUUAGAUAAUUGAUUUUUGUAAAGAAAAGUUCUUAGAGCGUGUGUAUAAUAAAUUCAUGUGACGAUGAAUGUUCAUUGAUUGCAGUGACAUUUAAGUGCCUUUAAGACAUCAUUUGACAAAGAUGUGUUAAUACUUGGCUAUCGCCUGUUGCGUAUCGGAAUGGGCGAUACAUAUUUUAUUAGCCUCUUUCCGAGACAAAUGAACGUACAUAUGGUGUUGGUCUCGUUCCUAGAUCGGGAUCGGACUUUGUGUUUGCGCUGUUUGAAAUAAAUGGUGUUAUGGUGGUACAUAAGCGUUGCAAAAAUGCAUAUAUUGUUUCAAGUGAUGGAUUAUCAAGUGGAUAUAUAAAAAUAAUGCCAGUAAAUAAGGGAAGUAAACAAUAAAAUCGGAACAGCAGUAGAAAUAGUGGUGGUGUAGUACACACAAUAAAACAUUGUAGACAAAGAGGCCCGUCAUGCGAUUUGGACACAUCGUUAUGUGAUUUACUGAAUCAAACUAACUCUGUCUUAUAGGGCAGCGAUACAGAACUUAUUCAGACGGCGGAUGCUUGUGAGGUGUUUUUGUUGGUAAGGAUGCAAGUGUGGUUCGUGGGAGAAUGGCGAGUGAUGGGGGCAACCCUGCAUCAAUGCUCUAAUUGACACAAUACAGUUUCUUGUACAGCGCGUCGUAUCCAAUGAAAAGAGACUAGACGGUAUUCAGUCGUUAGAGAAGAAGGUCGAAUAUUUUUAAAAAGAAAUUCGAAAUGUAUGGAUUGCGAUCGAGGACCAUGUUGAAGCAACUGGGUAGAGGGUUAACCGACUGAAGGACAGGACAGAGCUCUAUAACAUGUGUUCCAUAUGGUAGGAUUCAGCGACAUGGAGAGGCAGCGCGACGAUUGCAGGAGGAGGUUAUCUACCUCUAGUGUCAAUCAAUGAGACAAAACUUCGUAAUCACAAAUAUAAAAUACGACAAAUCGAAAAGUAACGCGACAGCAGAAGUAACGGAACGGAAGCUGAGUUAGCAUAAUUAUGCAGUCAGCACUGAAGCUCUCUAAGGAGAUGACAGAUUCCAUCAAGUUUAAAAGAGUUCACCGCUCACUGGCCAACCAAAAACCGGAUAAACCUAGGAACAUUGUGGCCAGCUUGACAUUUUUCAGGAUCUUAAACGUGUUCGUAUGGAAUGGAAGCAAAUCAAGGGUACCAAUUACUCUAUGAAUGACAAUUUCCAAAGGCGGUAUCCGACAAGCGUCGAAAACUAGUUAAACAGAUGAAGGACGCUAGGAACAUAGGAAAACUUGGGUAAACUUUCAAUUUUCUCGUGGAACGUCUAAGUACUUUCAAAGGUGAAACAACAAUUAUCUGACUUUUUUUAUAUUAUGGCUUCUAUAUGAAUAUUGUUAUUCUUUCUAACUUUGUAUAAAUAUUUAAAAAAAUAAAAUCAAAGAAACAAUUUGAAAGCUUAAAAGAAAUUUUAGGUAGCGCGUAUGUGUCAUAAACCACAAUUACAUGUACCUAUUUUUGUUUUACUAUGCCUUUUAAUCUAAAUAUGCAAAAUCAAUUUGCUGACUACAAUUUAUGCAUACAGUUACUUAAAAAAUAUAUAUUUCCUGAAAAAUGUCUUUAUUUUGAAAAUGCUACCUAUUAUUGUUUUUUAUGCCUUCUAUUCAUCUGCAGAUACUAUUUGCUUGUUACAAUGUUUACAUACGUCAAAUAUGUAUAUAUACCGCCACAUCUAAUACUUUGUUCUCAAUAAAUACUUGUAAAUAUUUUUCCAAGACAAUAUUACAGGCAACUGUCUUAAAGUUACAUCAUUCUUUUCAGUUUGUAAAUUGUGAUGACAUACAGCUGUGUUUUUUCCUUGUAAAUAUGUGUUAUGCAAUUGCUAACAAAGACAUAAUAUGUUUUUUUACAGUACUGCCCCUUUAAUAUUUUACUUUUUAAUUUUACAGUACUGCCCCUGGAUGUUGUUCACGUCAUCGUGUCAUCGCUUCUCAAUUGCGUCAUCCGAUACACUUUCACUGUUCUUGGCUACAUUGAUUUUUUUACGUCAUCGCUUCUAUAUUGCUUCAUACGACACACUUUCAUUGUUUUAAUCUACAUGCAUAGGUCAUUGGGUUUAUAGCAUUCAAUUUUAUUAUAUUUUCUCUCUGUUUCUUGUUUGAUUUAUUUUUUAGGCAGUCACAUAAACAUCCAAGCUAUGUAAUAUGGGUCUGUUUCACCCAUUGUUGCUGCAUCUUCCUGUUUUUGCGCGAUGAUGAUCUGAAAAUGUUAACUUUAUGAUGCUAUAUUCUUAAAUCUUUUUUUAUAAAGAAGGGAUGUAGUUGACACUUGUUAGUAGUUUCAUUUUAUCGUUUCUCAAAAAGUUGUAACUCUGUUGCUCUGUUCUCUUUCCUACCAUUGAGUAAUAAAAUGGUUAUUUAAUUGAAUGCGUUUUAAUUCCCUUUUAUUAUUGUUUAAUUUGAGUUGCAAUGCUACGAGGUUAAAUUGUAUCUACCCUUAUAUUUUUCAUGAAUAUUGCUGAGCCAAGUGUGAUGUUGAGCGCUCUAAAACCGGGUUAAACCAACAAUGCUUUGCAUUGACCGUUCCAAGGCGGACUAUGUACGGAACCGUAUGCCUCGGAACUAUGUAUGGAGACCUAUGCCUCGAGACUAUGUAUGGAGACCUAUGUCCCCGAGAUUAUGUAUGGAGACCUAUGUCUCGGGACUAUGUAUGGAGACCCAUGUCUCGGGACUAUGUAUGGAUACCUAUGUCUCGGAACUUUGUAUGGAGACCUAUGCCUCGAAACUAUGUAUGGAGACCCAUAUCUCGGGACUAUGUAUGGAGACCUAUGCCUCGGGACUAUGAAUGGAUACCUAUGUCUCGGAACUAUGUAUGGAGACCUAUGCCUCGAGACUAUGUAUGGAGACCUAUGCCUCGGGACUAUGUAUGGAGACCUAUGUCUCGGAUCUAGGUAUGGAGACCUAUGCUUCGAGACUAUGUAUGGAUACCUAUGUCUCGGUACUAUGUAUGAAGACCUAUGCCUCGAGACUGUGUGACUCGAUACCCUAGGUAUGGAGCCUUAUAGUGUGUGUAUGAAGGUAUGUGACUUAUAUAUCAACUAUUAGCGACCCGGGCUGCUGAGGGGUAGGAAUCCAACUUCAAGGCUCUCAGAACGUUUGAAGAGGAAAGCCAGUCCCUAUGUGCCCAAAGUCCUUAAUGUAUGUUAAUACUAUCAUUUAAUUACCUAUUUUCGCGAUGUUAACUCGACGAAGUCGGGAGCAAAACUGACUGAGAGAAAACGCGCGCUUUUAUACUGUCUUUUCAUGCGGCGUUACUCGGACAUUUCCAUAGUGAUACAGUUGAGAUCUACGUAAUAGUGGUUUGACUUAAUUAUAUAGCAUAAUAAUGAGGUUCUGGUCUUUAUCAACGCAAUAAACAUUUAUUAAACAAAUGGAUAUAAAACAGCACACAACGAUACAUUUCUAGGCAUAUUUUCAACAAUGAAUAAAAUCUCGGCAUUGCUUACCGGAAAUCAAUGGACGCUUUUAAUAUAUUAACUAAAAAGAACAAUAUACCAAAAGAAUAAUGAACGUAAGUAAAAUGGCGGUAGGUUAAAAUUACCACAAAUAAAGGAUCAACUAAUUGUAUAUGAGAUUGCAAAACUGCUCUAGCAGUUUGAGUUUCUCUUCUUUAUAGUGUGAUCGUGUUCAUAAACAAAAGUAAUUUUUACACCUUUUAGAGUAUAAUGUAUAGGGAAAAUGAUAUGCUUUUGUACAAUAUUGAAAAAUAAAAUAAACAUGGUCUAUAAAAUUAAGAAUUAACUAUAGAUUAUAAGUAUUGUGUGUAAGUCAUUCUUUCUGGUAAAGUUAGGGAUUUCUUUCGACCUUCUAUGUUUAUUGC
Dreissena polymorpha is the source of this 4642-nucleotide messenger RNA. RefSeq lists its product as uncharacterized. The record is from RefSeq and is a predicted model, not a curated record. The transcript has 11 exons. Bases 1 to 789 code for a protein of 262 amino acids. Lineage: Eukaryota; Metazoa; Mollusca; Bivalvia; Myida; Dreissenidae.